Molecule: messenger RNA, 2410 nt
Organism: Cryptomeria japonica (Japanese cedar)
Lineage: Eukaryota; Viridiplantae; Streptophyta; Pinopsida; Cupressales; Cupressaceae
Exons: 2
Coding region: 230-2275 (681 amino acids)
Source: RefSeq, a predicted model, not a curated record
AAGUCUGGUCGUGAUAAAAAAUGAAAAUAAAAAACAAAAACCGACCUCUUCUAAAUUUUCCUCGGGUAUGGAGGCAAAGCACUUCCCUUUGCUAACUUAAAAAAUGUGGGCAAAAAAUUGGAGCUGGAAGCAUCGAAGAAAUCCAUUCUGGUGCGAUGAUCACGAGUUCAAAUCUCUGUAAUGUUCUCUGCUUUUCUGUUCAGAUCUAAUCUGUGAGACGCCCUCGGCAAUGUCGGCUUCGGCCAGGGUUUGGGUGGCCCUGCUACUAACCCUCCUUAUCUCAACAAAGGCAGCAAUAACAGCAGCAGCGGCGCCGUCUAUAUAUGGCCUGGACGCAGCUAUUUCCCAACGACGCAAGGUCGAUCCCGAGGUCUUGAACGACACAUUCCUGAGCCUCCCGGCCUCUAUCAGAAAAUCCCUCGCUCACGCAGCCCACUUCAACACUCGAGAUCGCAUCGGCUUCCUGAGCUCCUUAUCCGUCCUUCUCCCCAUCCAUGUCAAACUGGUGGGCUUUGAAAAUGACGAGCCAUGGCAGCUGCAGAAGCACAUCAACACCUACAUCUCAGCCAUUCACUCAGACUCGCAAGUCCACGUUAUCGGGGGUUCCGAUGCGGAACCUCAUGACCUGAUGGUCCGCAGCAAGCUUUCCCUUGAAGUGACAAAGCUGCCCGCGAGGGGGCUCACCGACCGCCUGAGCGAUGCCAUUCGCGCUAACAUGGAACCCUCCUCAGCGGUCAUGCGAUCGAAUCUCCACUCCGUACCCUACGCAGCCGUGGACGACAUAAUUCGCAGCGACAUGGAGUCUUCUUCAGAGGCCGCAUACGUUAUCUACCUUUUGAAUCUCAAGGGGCAGGAGAAACAGUAUGCGUAUUCCUAUUCGGCCAAAGAUUCGUCGCCUGGUUUCUCAAAGUGCCUGGGGACGCUGUGGAUGGGCAGAGCGCGUUACCUUUGGGUGGAUCUCAAGGCAGGUCCUGUAGACUACGGCCCUGCCCUUUCUGGAGAGGGCCUGCUGCCACGCGGCGAGUUUCAUCCCUUAGCAGCUAUGCAUUCGACUACCAAAACGCAAAAGGACUUUUUGGCAGAUCUUUCGUCUCUCAUCUGGUCCGCCGUUGGCUUUCUCUUCAUGCCCGCGCUGCGGAUUCCCGUCUACUAUGAACCUGAGUUGCUCGUGCAGUUUAUUCAUAUCCAUGAUGAGCGAGAAAUUGACAAGCGGGGGCUGGAUUGGGGAGCCAUUGAGGACACCUUCCUAGCAGAGGCUUCCAGAGGCGUUCUACUUGAUGAGCAGAAACUGAAAUUCAAGAAGUACAGUGUUCAAUUCUCAGCUUGUCCUGCCUGUGUUGCUGCCGUGUUUCGGUCCACGAGGUCUUUUACUUCAAGGUUUUUGUUUGAUAACUAUACUCUGCUUGUUAGCGAGUAUUUGGAUUCCAAAGCUCUGCAUCAAUCCCUGAAACAGGCCCAUGAUGACCUGGCCACAAUAGCUGGCAUUGGCUCUGAUGAUAAUUAUGGAAAAACCCUGCCAGUCUAUGUACUUGAUCUUGGCCAUGAUAGACCUCUUAUGCUGGACCGUUUCCACCAGGCAAUCGCAUUCAGAGAUAUGGUGGUUGCAGUGAGAUCCAGAUCUUCUCAGUCUGUGAGUGAUUACAAUUGCAAUGGCCGUCAUGUUAUAACCCAGGCCCGGAAUUUGGAGAGGCCAAUUGUUGGUGCCCUUUUGCAAAGUCUGUGGGGUGUGGCACCAACACAUUUGACCUGGAGUCCAAGGCAUAACCAUACUCUGGUAGAUUAUACUUGGAGUGUAGGCCAGACACCAUUUGGGCCCUUCUCAGAGAGCAUGUCACUGUCAUUUGUUCAGAAAGAUGCGGCACCGAGGAAUAUCCUCUUGACUACUUUGAAUUCAACAAUUUCAAGUGCAAUUGAUGUGCUUAGAUAUGUUAUUGACCAUGGAGGGGAGAAGAAGCUUCUUGGGCACAAGAGACACAUUGAAUUUACACAGAGAUGGAAUAUGUUAGAAUACAAGCUGGAUAAGGCAGUAUCUGCAAUAUCUCACUUUGAUUUCAAUUCAGCUCUAUAUUUCAUCAGGUCAUCAGAUCAUGAUCUGUAUGCCAUUCACACUCUUUUUUACCAAGCAGCAUCAGAAUUAGAGGCUUCACUUGUUUGUUUCAAGGAUCCACCUCUCCCAUGGGGUGUUGCCCUUACUCCUCUAGGGAUCUGUCUUGUUCUCUUAUAUGCAUUUAGAAGAAGAGAUCAGAUUUUCAGAAGUAAAAGGAAGCAAUUUUGAAUCCUUUCAAAGAGACAGUUAUAAUGCCGUCGGUUUUUCAAAUGAGAAGUUACUGUGUAGUCGGCCUGCUGAUUUUUACUCUGUGUAUGCUUUGCAGUUUAAUAAGAAUGUUCUUUAUAAAAUUUAAGAACUGAA